Messenger RNA from Cuscuta campestris, 2022 nucleotides. NCBI's taxonomy places the organism in Eukaryota, Viridiplantae, Streptophyta, Magnoliopsida, Solanales, Convolvulaceae. The record is from the annotation of a GenBank genome assembly.
AAUUUCUUGACAACUAAAAAACAAACUCUCAAUUUUAAACACUGACUCUAAACAUACAUUCCAAUAAUUUUGAGUUGUGUUCACUACAUCUCGUGUACACACAAUAUGCACAAGAUAACAAUACACCAAUGGUCACCCCUGCACCAAUGGACACUUCCACUUCUCAUACACCUCAUGUUACUGCUUGUAGGCAGUACCCAUCUGAAGAUGUGGCUGGCUUAAGACAGGUAGAUGAGCAAGUAGAAACUGAAGGUAUUACAAACUGCCUUGACUUCAACGCUACUAAAGACACCAAGGAUGAGCACCCAACCCCUGUUCCCGAAGAGAGUUCUCUGGCAGUACAACAUGAAACGGAAAUCAUGACUAAGGAAGCAGAUUUGGAUCAUACACUUGAACAAUCAAUUGAGGAUAGCAUGGAUGGUAUGACUGCACAAAAGGCUAACUGUGUAGGAAAUGCAAUCAACCUGGAUGAAUUUCCGGUACUUACAAGGAAUUUGCAGGAGGAUGUACAGACUCCAAUCGAGAAUAUGGAGGCAGCUCUACUCACUCCAAUUGAGAUAGAAAAGGAUGACACAACAGGGACUCAAACUCUGAUGGCGGAAAAUACAACAAUGGAAAACACAACACCUAACAACUCAGAUGUCAACCCUGCCAACUUUGGACCGAUCCUCCAUUCUUUUGAUCAUGAAGGUCAACAUUAUGAAAUUAGGUCUUGCAUUGAGGAAGGACAAACGUCAAACCACAAUGAUGAAAACCUCACAACUCAUGAAUUCCAAGAAGUCCAUAAUAGAAGAAGUAAAAAGAAGCAACCUUUUCUAAGGACCAUCAAAACCAGAAGCUAUGAUCCUAAUCUCGAAGUCGGGAUUGUUAGCGAGAUCGCGAGAUACUGGCCCAGUCAUAAAUAUACUACUAUGGAGAAAAUAGUUACCACAAAAAGUUAUUCUGGACCUUUUUGGUAUGUUGAGCCCGUUGGACCAAUUGGAACUGAUGGGAAAAGACCGAAGAAAAUAAUGCCUAGAAAUCUCUCUCUCGAUCAACACCCGGGUUUUAUAAUCUGGGAAUGAUCUUUAUCACUCUGAUUUCAUUCAACUUCCCUUUUUUUCAGUCGAUUUUUCUUUUCUUGCAAUUAUAUAUAUAUAUAUAUAUAUAUAUAUAUAUAUAUAUAUAUAUAUAUAUAUAUAUAUAUAUAUAUAUAUGGGAUUGACUCCACUCAGAUGACAUCUUUCGAUCAGAUGGCACUUUCGGUCAGAUGACAUGCUUCAGAAUGAGCACCACCUUGUUUGAGAAUGAGCACCGCCUUAUUUCAGAAUGAACACUACACUUAGCAGACUGUGAAUGAGUACUAGGUUGUUUCAGAAUGAGUACUACGUUUAUAAUGAACAAAUGUGUGAAAGUCAACCCUACGAUGUCUUAGAAUGAACACUACGUGGAUUCAAAAUGAACCCUAUGUUGUCGUCUCGCUGAGAAUGAAUUCUACGUUGUUUAAGAAUGAGCGCUACAUUGAUUCAGAAUGAGCAUUCGUUGUUAUCUGACCGAAAGGUAAGGCUUUAAAAGCGACAAGGGAGGCCAUGAAGAGUGCACAAUGCAUAAGAGCUAUCAAGCUGAAAGGUACGCGACAUCCAGUUCUCCUUGCCUGCGCCAACAUUGACGUACCGAUCAUAACGCCAUUGUGUGAACAUCUCAUCGACUACGAAUAAAAGGGAGAUUCCAGGCUGCUCUCUAGGUAGAGGAGAUUCAGCCUUUCUUUCCUGGUUGGGAUGUAUUUGAUUUAUAUUUUGUGCUGGGAAGUUAUUUUACUUUGAAACAAAGAGGAACUUGGAACUUUGAUUUGCUUUCGGUCCAAGGGCAGGCUGCCAGGCUCCAUGCAGCUGGUCCUUUGUCAUCCUUUGCUUGGCUAGGCAGCAUAUAUUGUGCCGCUGGACAUUUCAAGGACAAUAAUGGCGUAUUUGUGGACUCCACCAUUUUCCUCAUGCUGAUCCAAGUCAAAGCUGCCAAACAAUCUGGUUGCUUUUUAUUUGAUUG